GUGAAGUACUCAGACAUCCAUAUACACUUGCACCUUCAUUGUGCUCCCAUCUUUUUCGAUAUUACAUUCCAUUAACAAACCCCAAAUAGUUGUGCUGCUUCUCGAUUAUUCAAUCGCCUUUACGUUGAUUUGAAUAUUAAGAUGCACUUUUAUGCUUUGAUUGCGGUGCUAAUUUCGUUACAACAUUUCACCCCUUCUCUAUCCCUUGGAUUCGAUAAUAAAGUUUCUUCAGGAGUAGCACUUGGCCACGGUGAUGCUUCUGGUGUGGCGGUGAGGUGCAUAGAGAGGGAAAGGGAAGCACUCCUUGCUUUCAAACAAGGCCUCGUGGAUCAAUACAACCAACUCACUUCUUGGGGAUCUCCUGAUUGUUGCACAUGGGAAGGAGUUUUCUGCAGCAACCAAACCAAAGGUGAUCAUGUUAUCAAACUUGAUCUUCUACUAUAUGAUUUGCAAGGUAAGACGAUAAGCCCUAAACUGAUUGAGUUGCAGCAUUUGAAAUAUUUGAGCCUCUAUGGAAUUGACUUCAAUGGGAGCCAAAUUCCAGAUUUCAUUGGUUCCCUAUCCAAUUUAAGAUACCUCGAUCUCUCUGACGCUUCUUUUGGUGGUCGAAUUCCAAGUCAGCUUGGAAACCUUUCACACUUGCUACAACUCAAUCUUGCCUACAACCACUUUGCUACUAAUGUUGUGCAAAAUCUCAAUUCUUGGCUCCCUCGUCUUUCUUCAUUAACCCAUUUGGAUUUGAGUUACAACAAUCUCAAUAACACUUAUGACUGGCUCGAAGCAAUUAAUAAGCUCCCUAAGCUAAGGGACUUUUCAUUAAGGGAUUGUUCUCUUCAUUCUCCUCCAAUGCCUUCCACUCUCUUUACCAUAAAUUCUUCUAAAUAUCUUGCUCAUGCUGAUUUCAGUUUGAACCGUCUCACAUCUUCUUCGAUAUUCGUAUGGUUGUCAACCUAUAGUACAAGCCUUGUUUAUCUUGACCUCAUUGGCAACAAUUUAACUGGUCCAAUUCCUGGUGUUGUUGGAAACAUGACCUCGCUUUCCUAUCUUGAUCUCUCUUUUAACCAAAUUGAAGGAUGGAAUCAGCAUUCUUUUGCUAGGUUAUGCAGUUUGCAAUCGUUGAUCCUCAGGAACAACAGACUGAGUGGACAAUUUUCCCAGUUGGUUCAAAUAUUAAUGUCUGCAUGCGCUCAAAACUCAUUAAAGUUUCUGGACCUCUCUUACAAUCACCUUGUCGGGCCAUUUCGUAAUCUUAUAAAGUUUUUGUCGUUGAAAGAUUUAGAUCUCUCUGGCAAUCAAAUAAGUGGAAUAAUUCCUGAAACUAUUGGGAAAAUGUCUAAGCUCGAGAGUAUCGACCUUAGUAUGAAUCAUUUGGAAGGGGUGAUUUCCGAAAGCCAUUUCUCACGACUUGCCAGAUUGAAAUAUUUGGAUUUGUCCUUUAACUCUCUAGUUUUAAACUUCCAUUCGGAUUGGAUUCCUCCUUUCCAAUUGGAUUAUAUAAUACUAGGUUCUUGCAAGGUAGGUCCAAAUUUUCCACAAUGGCUUCAAACUCAGAACUUUUAUUCUAGACUUGAUAUUUCAAAUGCUGGAAUUUUCGAUAUCCUUCCAAGUUGGUUUUGGCGAGGAAUGUCUCCUAAUUUGGCCUUCAUGAAUCUCUCACACAAUCAAAUUGGAGGAACAAUACUUGCAAAUUUGACAUUGGAGUUUGCAUAUUCCCCUCAAUUACAUUUGAGUUCCAACAAAUUGGAAGGUCCAAUCCCCUCAUUUCUAUCACAAGCGUCAUUCCUCGAUCUCUCAAAUAAUAAUUUUUCCGGGCCGAUUACUUGGUUGCGUGCACCGACCGCAACAAGUUUAACCUUUCUUAAUCUCUCAAGUAACAAUCUCUAUGGACAACUUCCAGAUUUCUUGACAUAUUUGGACAAUCUGGUCAUGCUCGAUUUGAGUUACAAUGCGCUUUCUGGGAAAAUUCCUGCCACAAUAGGCUCCUUAUUUCGGAUGGAAACGCUGAAGUUAAGAAGCAACAGGUUUUUGGGAGAAUUGCCUUCAUCCUUGAAGAACUGCACAGGUUUAAGAGUUAUUGAUCUUGGAAAUAAUACAUUAUCAGGACCUAUACCAAAAUGGUUAGGAGUUAGUUUUCAGGAUUUGAUUAUCCUAAUGCUUUCAUCUAAUCAUUUCAAUGGAAGCAUGCCAUCACAGUUAUGUCGUCUAUCACGCAUUCAGAUUUUGGAUUUCUCUAUGAACAACAUCUCGGGAGGUAUACCCAAGUGCCUCAAUAAUUUGACUACUCUAGCUCAGAAAGGAAAUCCAAAUAUGAAGAUCACACAUUAUUACGAGGCGCCCGAGAUUUCAGAUGAGUAUGAGGAUGAUGCGGCCUUCAUAUGGAAGGGAAGCAUGCAAGUAUACAGAAACACUUUGGGGCUUAUGAAGAGAAUUGAUUUCUCAAGCAACAGAUUAAUCGGGGAGAUACCAAAAGAAAUCAGUCAUUUAGUUGGAUUGGUUUCUUUAAACCUAUCGAGAAAACGAUUAACAGGUCACAUAACUCCAGACAUUGGAAAGUUGCAGUCAUUGGAUGCCCUUGAUUUGUCAAGAAACCAGUUAGAUGGAAGAAUUCCGACAAGCCUUUCUCGAAUAGAUCGCCUUGGUGUCUUGGACUUGUCAUACAACAACUUGUUUGGCGAAAUUCCCAUUGGAACUCAGCUCCAAAGCUUUGAUCCCUCUACUUAUGCUGGAAACCCUCAGUUGUGUGGACCUCCACUUCAAAAGCCGUGUAUUCCAGAAAAAACAGAUCAUCCAGAUCAGAACAUUGGGAUGAGAAAAGAAGAAGAGAAGGAUGAGCUUAUAAGCAAGGGAUUUUACAUAUGUGCGGGGCUUGGAUUUUUUGCUGGAUUUUGGGGAGUUUGUGGCAGUUUGAUAUUCAUCAGGUCAUGGAGAUACGCGUACAUCAACUUCUUAAAUGUUUUAGAUGACUGGUUUUAUGUGAGGAUUGCCUUGAUCAGGCAACGGUGGAUGCUCAAACCAUCUCAAACGACAAGCGCGCGGUAAUUUUACUACGAGGUAGCUCCUGAUAUCUUCUGAUCGAGGAAAUUACCAACUGCUUCCCGUCAUCAGUCAAAGUUGCCAUGCAUGCAUCAUUUGUGCGCUAAUAUUCUGUAGGGGUGCCUUUUGGAGUAUGGAGCUAGGCCUUUAUUAUUGUUUGUAUUGUAUUUGUAUUUGUAUUUGUAUUUGUAUUUGUAUUUGUAUUGUGUUGUAUUGUAUUGUUUGUAUUAAAAAAAAAUGAGAGAGACUAUUGUACUAAGAAAAAAAGGAAAGAUUAUUGAAGUUUGAUUUGUACUAGCCGCCUUUUUAGUGCCUCCUUUAUGUCUUCUUUAAUUACUCAUCAUAUGUUCACUCACUUAACUAAAUAACUAACAUUAACCGUUUUAGUGUCUCCUUUAUGUACAUCUUCUCUAACUACCUGACAUGUGUUUACCCACUUAACUAAAUAACUAACAUUCUAUAUAUACUAAAAGCCGGUGAAAAAGAACUGUUCAUUAACAGUUCCCUACCGGUUUCGUCCCUCAUUUUCUUCAUGGUUCUUCGGUUUUGGUGGGAUUGUGCAGUAAAUUAUCCAUUUUGCCCUUCAUGAUACGUGCUGCGCGUGCGUGGAUAUCAGCUUAUCUAGGAAAGAUGCUGAAGCAUCUUUCAUUUCUCUCUUUCCUCUUCUUUUCUUCUCUCUGCUUUUCCGUCUCUCUUUUCAUUUCUCUCUUUCCUCUUCUUUUCUUCUCUCUGCUUUUCUUCUGUCUGCUUUUCCGUCUCUCUUUUCAUUUCUCUCUUUCCUCUUCUUUUCUUCUCUCUGCUUUUCCGUCCCUCUUUGUGUUUGUCUGUGUUUCUGUGUGUCUCGCUGUUUUCAUCGCGAUCCGAUCGUUUAGAAGGGUGGUUGGACUGUUUUUUUUCCGCUGUUUUCCGCGGAGGAAUCGCAACGGUUUGGCUGCUUUGGUAGGUAAGAAAAAUUUUCAAUUGGUUGUUGUAAAAUUCGAUUCUUGCUAAGUGUUCUCUUUAUUUUUUUUGCUGAUUUGCAUGUGGAUCUUUUGUCUGAUUUCGUUUUUGGCUGCCGCAAACCUAUAUCUUCCAAUUUUAGGGGUUUGUUGUGGGAGUUUGCAAACGCUUUCUGGAUCAGGAAUAUAACUUAUCUUUAAGCGUUUGUUUUUAAUAAUUUUUGCGUUUUAACUAAAAUUGAAAGAUUGUCGAGGAAUGGAUAUGGCUACGGUUAUAUUAUUUAUCUUUAACCUUUUUAUAAUAUUUUUUGUGUUUUAAUUAAAAUUUAAAAAUUGUUGAGGAAGGGAUAUGGCUGCUGUUUAAGGUUUAGACUAAUUAAUUUUAUUGUUGUUCAGGUUUUUUUUUUGGCAAAUUUUUGGGUUUGGUUGUUCUGAUUAUCUGUGGUUUGAUUUUUGUCCGGAAUUUAAAAGAAGAAAAAUGGCCAUGAUUAACUUUGGGUUUUCUUUGUCUGUUCUGCAUUUUAAAGUUUGAAUUAUGGAUUUUUUUUGUAUGUCAAUCCUUAAAUGAUCUCUGUAUGGAUUUUUUUGGUGUUUCGGCAUAUGCCCUUAUUGGAAUUUUGUGAUUUGAGAAUUGUAGAAGUUAGUAACAAUUCAAAACCCGUUAAAUGGGAUGAGAAUUAGAGUGAUUUGAAAUCGGCGAGCAAGGAAUUGCAGGUGGUAGUGAUACUGAUAAUGGUGGUGUUUUGGUUUUUCAUUCCUUCUCAUCACUUCUACAAGAGGUUAGGUAGCAGAGGAUGGAGGUGAGGAAUCCAAUUUGGAAAGAUGUGCUGAGAGGUUUACAAAACACCUUUGAAGCUGUGGGUGAGGAUUGUUCUGUUUAAAAGGUGUUUGGGAUUGAAAAGUUGGGAGAGGCCACAGAUGGUUUCAGAGAGAGUAGCUUGAUUAAAGGGUCUGUGUAUAAAGGUUUCAUUAAUGGAGAUUUCUAUGCCAUCAAGAAGAUGAAGUGGAACGCGUGUGAGGAGCUCAAGAUCUUAUAAAAGAUUAAAUAGAAGACGAAGGUCCAACUCCACUUGACCAAUUGGUGGCAUAUAAAAAGGUUGUCAAAAUUAAAGUGCAUUUGGGUAGAAUAUGGAAACCAAAGUAUCCAGGCAUGGACGAUAAACAUACAAGCUUACAUUGUACAUUGGUUGGUGAAAAGGUAAUUGAUUAUUUUUUAGUAAAAUUAGUUUACAAACAUUUGAUCUUCUGUGUUAAGGAUGAGUUAUUUGUUUUAUUGCAUAUGACAAGGCAUUUGACAAUGUUUUUUCUGUGAGUUACAGCUCUGUAAAAAUUUUGCUCCAUUUUCUUCUUAAUGUUUAUCUUAGUCUUUGGUUA
Pyrus x bretschneideri (Chinese white pear) is the source of this 5345-nucleotide messenger RNA. RefSeq names its product receptor-like protein EIX2. The record is from RefSeq and is a predicted model, not a curated record. Lineage: Eukaryota; Viridiplantae; Streptophyta; Magnoliopsida; Rosales; Rosaceae. Gene Ontology annotation, molecular function: protein binding. Bases 142 to 3039 code for a protein of 965 amino acids. The transcript has 6 exons.